Salvelinus namaycush (lake trout) is the source of this 730-nucleotide messenger RNA. RefSeq lists its product as uncharacterized. Gene Ontology annotation, biological process: immune response; immunoglobulin production. The coding region runs from base 35 to 730 and encodes 231 amino acids. The transcript has 4 exons. The record is from RefSeq and is a predicted model, not a curated record. Lineage: Eukaryota; Metazoa; Chordata; Actinopteri; Salmoniformes; Salmonidae.
GCUGUAUUUCAUUUGAACAGAACCCACGGCAACCAUGACUUUCAUCACCAUCUUCAUCUGGACUCUGGUCUGUUACGCACAAGGGUCUUGGGGCCAGUAUGUAUUGACUCAGUCUGCAGCUCAAUCAGUCCAGCCGGGUCAAACUGUCUCUAUUGACUGUAGCGCCAGUAGUAAAGUUGCUCGGUACUCUGGCUCACAGUAUUACCUGGCCUGGUACCAUCAGACGUCUGUAGACGCUCCUAAACUCCUGAUCUAUCGCACAUCAGACAGGUUCACAGGAGUUUCCACCAGGUUCAGUGGCAGUGGGAGAGGAAAUGGUGUUGACUUCACUCUGACCAUCAGUAAAGUCCAGGCUGAGGAUACAGGAGUUUACUACUGUCAGAGUUACCACAGUGGUCCUGUGUUCACACACACACUACACCCCCACCACGGAGCACCCAGCUUCCUCUCCCAGGGGCCUGAGCUAGCUUACAUUCAGGAGUCACUGCGCGGUCCCCUCCGUUCCCGUGCUCUUCUCCCCGCAGUCGUCUCCGGCCCGUGGCUGACGGAGCUGCAGCGCGGUGCAAGCGCCCUGGACCCCCGCCGCAUUGCCCCCAGCUUCCUCUCCCAGGGGCCUGAGCUGACCGACUUCCAGGAGUCCCUGGAGCAACUCCACCUCCUGGCCCGCUGUUACAGUGACGACAGCGGCGGCAUGAUGCUCUCCUCCUCAGAAGAGGACGACUAUGUUUGA